This is a messenger RNA of Ilyonectria robusta, 1869 nucleotides long. RefSeq lists its product as uncharacterized. Gene Ontology annotation, molecular function: zinc ion binding; DNA-binding transcription factor activity, RNA polymerase II-specific; DNA binding. Gene Ontology annotation, biological process: DNA-templated transcription; regulation of DNA-templated transcription. Lineage: Eukaryota; Fungi; Ascomycota; Sordariomycetes; Hypocreales; Nectriaceae. The record is from RefSeq and is a predicted model, not a curated record. The transcript has 2 exons. The coding region runs from base 70 to 1749 and encodes 559 amino acids.
CUCAGCUACGAAUUCUUCCAGGACAAUCGCUCCAAGGUGAUGUAAGUUUCACCUUCAAUUCGUAUCAUCAUGUCGUCACCAAUUCGCUCCACACAACGUGCUCCGAGAGCCUGCGCCGCUUGCUACAAGGCGAAGGUGAAAUGCGACAAGACGAUACCCUGCAGUCGAUGUGUUGGCCGCGGAAUCGCCCAAGACUGUCGGCGGGAAGUUGUUCGUGUUCAAGGUCAGAUUCAUGGCGCGAUAGCGACUUCUCCAAAGCUCAGCUGGGAUGACUUGCUCCAUGAAAACCACCGCUUGCGUGCAAUCAUCACGAGUCUUCCGAACCAAGAUCGAGAGGCUCAGCCAGACACAGAGGCUCCUCUAUUAAAUCCAUUCGGCGCCGAGGGCGAAGAUUUUGAGACGCAGCUUUUUACAGCUGUUGACCACUCCUCUACGCCGAGAACUGUGUCAAGCACGGCAGCUAUUGUGAUGCCCUCUAGGGAGAGCAGCGAUAAAAUCCUGGCGCAUGCAUUCGAGUGGACGUUUUGGCAUCACUUUAGUUUACUCGUCCCGGAAUUCAAAGCCGAACACGAUACAUUUUGGGACAGCUAUUCCGAGACUCAAUCACUAGAAGCAGCACAGCCUCUCUGGUUGGCUAUUUACUUUAGUGUCUUGGCCUCCGAGUUGCUGUUUCUGAGCGACGACGACUUGAUCAGUUUCGACCUUCCAAACAUGGAAUAUGCCAGUCUGUUGAAGAACUGGUACGACUCGGCCCUCUACUUUCUCGACAAAGCCGAUUUCGUGCAGAACCUAGAUAUCCGCUCUAUCCAGGCCAUCUCUAUCCUUGGCCUCGUUUUCCCAAGCGUGGGGGACUCACAGCGCCACCGCGCUUUGUGGUCUCUUGCGGUACGGCACGCCCAGGAUCUGAAGUUGGGAACCGACAGCGCUCAUCAGGACGAGUCGUAUGUUGAGCAGCAAAAACGGAGACGGCUCUGGUGGACACUUGUCAUCUGCGAGUGGUUGCCCGUCCCGCACCGGAGUCCAUGCAUUAAUGACAAUGAUUUUGACUGCGAGAUUCCAGAUGAGAUCGAUGAUGCCGAAAUUUGCGAUGUCGCCAUUCUCGGCGGUAAAUCAAGGCUACCAAAGAGCAAGCCGCGGCCAGUCCAAUACCACAUCGCCAUGAUCAAGCUGGCAAAGAUAUACUACCAGAUCAGAUUCCGGCUUCGCAUCCGCAGGUGGCAAGCCGCUGAGAUCGCAGAGUUCGUAUUCACAGCGGACGAGCAGUUGGCCCUAUUGAUAUCCAAUCUGCCGUCCCACCUUCAAUUUGACGAGAAGCAGUCGGAAGUGUCGAUCGGGAGGGAUUGUCGACUUCCUUGGAUUCCUUGGCAGCGGAACAGCAUCACAAAAGCCCUUUUGUAUUACCGCAUGGUCAUCGGCCGACUGCUUCAGGCACAUUGGCUAGAUGGGUCCAUCAGCGGCACUAGGACCCGGGCUAUAUGUAUCUCUUCAGCCCAAGGAUUGGUCAAUACCACGCGAGGAGAAAGCGUGGACCCUUCAAAGAUGCGACCUUGGGCCGUUGCAGUGACUAUCUAUGCCGCUGUCAUCACACUCAUACUCGAGUCGUCCAUCAGCAACACAGACUACGACACCGAAGUACAGCACGGGCUGGAUUUUCUUCGAUUGAUAGAGCCUCACAACUCCAUUUCAAUGCAUAGCAUACGAAUCAUCGAAGGUCUGCUCCACAAUAGCGCGGUGAGCUCUGGGAAGUAGGGGUGGUUAGUGGGAGGAUUGGCAAGAAGUUCAUGUGCCAUCGUCAUCGAAGGAGAAAUGAAUCUAUGUUAAGUUUAAUUUGUAGAAUGUGUAAACCCUUGUUUAUAUUAAUAUUACAAC